Molecule: messenger RNA, 1140 nt
Organism: Plenodomus lingam JN3
Lineage: Eukaryota; Fungi; Ascomycota; Dothideomycetes; Pleosporales; Leptosphaeriaceae
Molecular function (GO): methyltransferase activity
Source: RefSeq, a predicted model, not a curated record
AUGAACGAUCGCCUGGGUUUCGUCUUCUACCUGUCGACAUGGAAGAGCCUAGCCCUAGAAACGCUGAGCCAGAUAUUUGGAUCAGGCACCUCGUCCGAAACGCAAGUUCAAGUAGUAGCAUGUCUCCGUUGGUUGUGCGAGUUCAAUAUCCUUCCGUGCAUCCCCAAACAUCAGUCUGUUUCUUACGAAGAUCUAUCGCAACUUGCUCUGGUGCCAGAAGGGCAUCUACGCAGAAUAUGCCGCAUGCUCAUUGCAGCAGAAUUCCUAGAAGAGGUUGCAUCCACUCACGUUGGCCAUACCGCCCUGUCGUAUGCAUUCGUCAACAAUUUCGCACUAUCCGACGGCCUCGCAUUUUUGACUGAAACCAUCCUACCUGCCUCGUUAAAGAUGGUGGAAGCUAGCAAAUCAUUUCAGAAGACGUACCAGUCUCCGUACAGUGCUGCAUUUGGUGUGUCAACGUCGUUCACCGAUCAGGCUUUGCAACACAGUCGACUAUCGCGCCAAUUCGAUCACUUCAUAAGAUGUAUCGCAAGCGACACAGGUGAUGAGCUGCUUGAUAUUCUGAGUCAGAUGAGUAUAAACGGGGGCAAAGAAGCUUUGGUUGUGGACGUCGAGUGUACCUCCCUCACUAUCGUUCAAACUCUUGCUGCUCUGCAUCCGCGACUGUCCUUCGUAGCUCAAUUCGUCAAAGAACUUCCGUUGACAGACGGCAAAGAAAUGCCAGAAUCAGUGCCUUCACGCAUCCAAUGCUGCCGCCGAUCCAAUCCGGAAAUACAGCCUAUCCGUAACGCAUCCAUCUACGUUUUGUUUCUGCAAUCCAUGGACACAAAUGAAGCUGCCGUUGGGCGUCAAGUAAUCAACUGCCUUCAAGCGCAUGCCGACAUUCUGCGUUGCAACUGCGAUGCGAAGCUGGUGAUCAUAGCAGCCACGACUCCCACGGCUGAGGUGGACUGGCAUAAGCAUGUGGCCCACAUGUGUCGUUUUCAAUUGUCGCAUGGCGCACCGCUGGACAGCCUUGAGCUGUGUAGUGUACUAGACGAAGCGUUGCGAAGUGUCCCAGAAUUGUCUUUGGCAGGCAGGACCAUGUCAGCGAAUGGCGACUUUUCCAAAUAUGAGAUAGUUUCUCACAGUCUUGCAUAA